Colius striatus (speckled mousebird) is the source of this 1273-nucleotide messenger RNA. RefSeq names its product arylacetamide deacetylase-like 4. Gene Ontology annotation, cellular component: membrane. Gene Ontology annotation, molecular function: carboxylic ester hydrolase activity. The transcript has 4 exons. NCBI's taxonomy places the organism in Eukaryota, Metazoa, Chordata, Aves, Coliiformes, Coliidae. The coding region runs from base 1 to 1212 and encodes 403 amino acids. The record is from RefSeq and is a predicted model, not a curated record.
AUGGAACUCCUCAUAAUUCUCCUUGCUGUUUUGACUGUCUUUGUUGUUAUGGCAUUCUAUUAUGAACAUCCCAAGGCAGAAAUCCCUCAUGGAAUUCAUCAGCGCCAAAAGCUUUACCUUUUUCAUUACUGCCUGAACUUUGCCUUUGGUCUGGCAAAAUUUUUAGAAAAAGUAGGUAUCACCUCAGAGAUCUAUUUCCUCAGGACUCUGAUGGAUGGAAUACCACCAUUAAGAGACAAAAACCUAUGUAUCAAGGACUUGAGGUUUGAAGACGUUGAAGUAAGAAUUUACCAGCCAAAAGGAUCAACCACUGGCCAAAGAAGAGGAGUUGUUUAUUUUCAUGGAGGAGUUGGACUGUUUGGAAGCAUCCGGGCCUAUGAAAGAAAAUGCCGCUACUUGGCUAGAAAAACCGACUCAGUGGUUGUGUCUGUUGGAUAUCGCUUAGCUCCUGAGCAUCCAUACCCAACCCAGUUUGAGGAUUGUCUCACUGCCACCAUACACUUCAUGAGGACUGCAGAAAAUUAUGGAGUAGACCCUUCUCGUGUUAUCAUCUGUGGAGACAGUAGUGGAGGUACACUCACUGCUGCAGUCGCCCAAGCACUGGUGAACAGAACAGAUCUCCCAAAGCUGAGAGCACAAAUCUUAAUAUACCCUUUUCUCCAGGUUGUGGACUUUAAUUUGCCCUCUUACCAGCAGAAUGAGGGAGUUCCUAUUUUGUUAAAGGAACGAACCCUUACUCUUGGCUUGAGGUAUCUUAAUAAAGACUUGUCGGUCGUCGAAGCAAUAUUUAAAGGUUGCCAUAUUCCAGAAGAUUUGCAACUUAAAUAUCAGAAAUGGGUGAGUCCUGACUACAUCCCUCAUGAGUUUAAAGCAAGAGGCUACAAACCAUUUACAACACAUCCAUUCUCAGAAGAGCUGUACACACUGGUCAAGACUGUGUUUAGCCCUGUUUUUGCACCGCUGCUAGCUGAAGACAGUGUUAUUGCUCAGCUUCCUGAGGCUUUCAUUUUGACCUGUGAAUUUGAUGUGCUUAGAGAUGAUGGACUGCUGUACAAGAAACGACUGGAGGAUCACGGUAUAAAAGUGACCUGGUGUCACCUGCAACAGGGAUUCCAUGGAACAGUAUUCUUAUCUCUUUUGGGUGGGGUGGUAGCAUUCCGAUCUGGAAAUAAAGGCCUAGCAAAGAUACUAGAUUUUCUAAGAUCAAUGUAAAAUUCCAUUUCUUGCUUUCCUCUCCUGACUCCUGUCUCUCAUUGCUUGCAAAGGAUUUUUU